Brienomyrus brachyistius is the source of this 4296-nucleotide messenger RNA. RefSeq names its product cartilage intermediate layer protein 1-like. Bases 131 to 3901 code for a protein of 1256 amino acids. The transcript is spliced from 9 exons. NCBI's taxonomy places the organism in Eukaryota, Metazoa, Chordata, Actinopteri, Osteoglossiformes, Mormyridae. The record is from RefSeq and is a predicted model, not a curated record.
AGAUAAGAGAGGAACCUCAGCCUCAGGCGCCGUGAUCUGGCGAUCCUGGGAGUGUUUCAUCCUCGUCUACCGAGCUGGAAAGCCUUCUGAAGGAAACAAAGCACUGCAGGACGACCCCAAGACUGACACCAUGUGGAACUUAGGGAAGGUGGCUGUCUGUCUACCUUUUCUAGUAGCAGUCACUUUGGCACAAGAUUCCAUGUGGAACAACUCAUACUUCGGGAACUGGAACCACAAUAAAAAGAGCAGAAGACAGGCUUAUAACACCCUCAUUGAGCCACAGACCACAGGUGUCACUGAGUGGACGUCAUGGUUCAACAUCGACCACCCUGGGGGCAACGGGGAUUAUGAGCGACUGGAGGCCAUCCGCUUUUACUACCGUGAGCGAGUGUGUGCCCGCCCCGUUGCCAUGGAAGCGCGCACCACCGACUGGGUCCCUGCUGCAGACACUGGGGAGGUGGUCCACUCCAGCCUGGAGAAGGGUUUCUGGUGCAUCAACAAGGAGCAACCGUACGGCCGCCUCUGCUCCAACUACCACGUGCGCUUCCAAUGCCCUCCAGUACAGACCUACUGGUCAGACUGGUCACAGUGGGGUCCAUGCUCGGCUACGGUCUGCAGCGACGUCGGGGUCCGGGUGCGACAGCGCCGGUGCAUGAGCACGCGACCACAGCGCCACCUGCUGGCGCCAGUGUGCGAGGGCCACCACACCGAGAGGAAGGAGUGUGCAACUCCGCCGUGCCCAGCCAAGUGGAGUGCCUGGGGAGCAUGGACGUCCUGCUCGGUCACCUGUGGUGGGGGGCGUAGAGUCAGAAGGAGGACCUGCAUGUCGUCCAACAAAGGUCAAUGCACGGGACACCCGGCUGUGGUGCAGAAGUGUGCUAGGAUCCAGUGCCCAGCGCUGUGUCAGCGCGUGUGUCCCGAGGGCCAGCCCAGCAGCGACUGCAGCCGCUGCGUGUGUGAGGGCCACCAGCUGCUCGGGGAGGUCCUCAGCAUCACAGGGGCCCCCGUGGCUGGGGCCCUGGUCUCCCUGGCUGAUGUCCCCAAGUCCGUCCAUGUCCCCACCAACGCCAAAGGGCUCUUCAGUUUCCAUGGCAUCUGUUCCGGUGAAAGGACUCUCGUCACGGUCACCAAGGAAAAGUUCGUCCCUGUCACCGUCCCCUCGUCCAGCAACAGGACCGGAAGGUCUUGGGUGAGGGCCGUGGUGAGAUCCUCAGAGAAGCCGUACAUCGUGAAGCACCCCGAGGAAAAGGUCCGCUACGAGGGACAGCGCGUGGCGUUCUGCUGCAAAGCCACAGGAAUUCCAGCACCCAAUAAAUACUACUGGUACCACAACGGGACGCUGCUGGACCGAGCUUCAUAUAAAUAUGAAGAAGACCUGGUUCUGAGAGACCUGAAGCCAAAGCAGAGCGGCCAGUAUUACUGCAAGGCCAGUAGCGACACGGGCAGCAUCAAGUCCUCACCUGCGUUCCUCACUGUCUUUGAUAAAGACUCUCCCACCUGCGUUUCUGCACCCGAAAGGCACUUGAUCAAGCUGCCAGUGGACUGCGUCCAGCCUGGGACCAGGUCCAGGUUCUAUAACGCCGGCCGCUGCCCCCACAGCAAGUGUCCGGGGGUCCUGGAUUUCGACAUGCGCUGCAAGGACGGUGUCGGCUUCUGCUGCGGAGUGAAGCGCAUGGAGACGCGCGAGAUCGACUGCGGCAGCUACACCCUUCCCAUCCGUGCUGUGACAGAGUGCGGGUGCCAGAAGUGUACGGCGCCUAAGGUGUUGGUCCGGGGACGGGUGGCGGCGGCGGAUAACGGCGAACCUUUGCGCUUCGGACAUAUAUAUAUCGGGAAGGAACGGGUGGGCUUCACUGGGUAUCAGGGGACCUUCACUCUUCAGGUGUCCCCUGAUACGGAGAGGCUGGUGGUGAACUUUGUGGAUAAAACACAGAAGUUCAUAGAUACGGUCAAGGUAUUUGUUUUCGACAAGAAGGGCGGCACUGUCUACCAUGAUGUGAAAGUGAUGCGGAAGAAGGAACCUGUGAAAAUCAACUCCAAGGAAACAAAUACGAUCUACCUGGGUGAGAUUGAUGGUGAGGACCCUAUUGGUCAGAUAGUGAUUCCUCCAAACUCUUUUCACAAAAACAGCGGGGAGGUUUACGAGGGUACUGUGAAGGCUAGUGUGACAUUCAUCGACCCAAGAAACAUCACUACUGCUCCUGCCACUCCUGGAGACCUUAACUUCGUUGAUGGCGAAGGAGAUAUGCUUCCUCUGAGGACCUAUGGAAUGUUUUCUGUGGAUUUCCGAGAUGAGACUAACCAGGAGGCUCUCGGCAGCGGGACGGUACAAGUGCUCCUAGACACAGAGCAUGUGAAAAUGCCAGAGCACAUCACCAAGAUGAAACUGUGGUCUCUCAACCCAGAUACGGGGAUUUGGGAAGAAGAAAGUGACUUUAACUACUCUCAAAUUGUCGGUGGUGGAAAUGGAAGGAGCAAGAGGGAAGAGCGCACUUUCCUCAUCGGAAACAUGGAAAUCAGGGAACGGCGCCUAUUUAACCUGGAUGUGCCUGAGGACCGGCGAUGCUAUGUCAAAGUGCGAGCAUACAUGAGCGACAAGUUCCUGCCCACUGAGCAGCUGGAAGGGGUGGUCAUCAACCUCAUCAACCUGGAGCCCAAGCCUGGCUACACAUCCAACCCUCGUGCUUGGGGUCGCUUUGAUAGUGUCAUAACCGGACACAAUGGAGCCUGCCUACCUGCCUUCUGUGAUGCAUUACGGCCUGACGCCUACACAGCUUAUGUGACCGCCUUAAUGGGUGGUGAGGAGCUGGAGGCAGCACCAUCAUCACCAAAAAUGAAUCCCAAUAUUAUUGGAGUGUCUCAACCAUACCUAGACAAGAUAGAUUAUCAGCGCUCAGAUCAUGAGGAUCCAGCUCUCAAGAAAACUGCCUUCAAAAUUAACUUAGCUAAGCCUAAUCCCAACAAUGUGGAAGAAACCAAUGGGCCAAUAUACCCCUAUCAGAGUUUAAUAGCUUGUGAAAACGCACCAGUCGAUGCAAAUCACUUCCGAUUCUUCCGUGUGGAGAAGGACAAGUAUGAGUACAACGUGGUGCCCUUCCAGGAAAGUGACCUCACCACCUGGACCGGUGACUACCUCUCUUGGUGGCCGAACCCUCAGGAGUUCCGUGCUUGCUAUAUCAAGGUCAAGAUAAACGGACCCACGGAGGUCAUGGUGAGGUCACGAAAUUUUGGAGGCACCCACCCUCAGACGAAGGGGCAGCUCUAUGGCAUCAGAGACAUUCGCAGCACCAGGGACAUGAACCUACCCAACACCUCUUCUGCCUGCCUGGAGUUUAAGUGCAGUGGGAUGCUCUAUGACCAAGACAUCGUGGACAGGUCCCUCAUCACCGUCAUCCCCCAGGGUAACUGCAGACGAGUUGGCAUCAACAACCUCCUACAGGAGUACCUCACCAAGCAUCCUCCAGUACUGCAGAACAACGAGACCCACACCUUCACCAUGCUCGCCCCCGUUGACCCACUGGGGCACAACUAUGGCAUCUACACCGUCACAGACCAAAAUCCCCGGGUAGCCAAAGAGAUAGCAAUCGGCCGCUGCUUUGACGGCACCUCCGACGGCUUCUCGAGGGAGAUGAAAUCUGAUUCAGGGGUGGCUCUGACUUUCAGUUGUCCCGAGAGAACAGUGACACGGGAGAGUCUCUUCCAACGCUUGCAGACUAACCCCGCUCAAACUCUGUCUCAGAUGGCCCGAGACAUGAGGCAGGUGGCGGGGAUGCAGGUCAGCAGAGGGGCUGCCCAGGUGGUGACCUUCCCCUCGAGUCUACAGAGCAGGAUCCAGGGCCGCAGAGUCAGUGGGGCAUCAGGGAGGAGAAGAACCUCAGCCCGAACACAAUCCAGACCAUAGAUUUCCUUUUAGGCAAGUGUUAACCCACUUAAACAAAAUUCCGCAGUAUUGUCGUUAGUGUAAUUUGCACAUAUGCCUUUAUGUUUAUUUCUAAAAUGUUUAGAACCAUUUUUUUUCAAGUUCAAGAGUUUCUUCAUCACACACACAGUUCUACAGGUACAACGUGCAGUGAAAUAAAAAGCUAGCCUGCUCCAAGACUGCGAAACAAAGUAACCCGCGAUAGACUAAAAUAAUAAAUCAGUGGAAGAGACAAUGCAAUUAACAAUUAGCAUGUAGUAAGUAUGGUGAUUAGUAAUAUUUUAAUUACGAUUAAAAAUUGGCUUCACACACAUUUAAAAGAACUUUUCCCUGAACUUUUCCCUGAAAAUAGUCCCCUGCUGUGCUUAUAUUGACUG